Aspergillus puulaauensis is the source of this 1155-nucleotide messenger RNA. Its product is annotated as DUF3431 domain-containing protein. The coding region runs from base 1 to 1155 and encodes 384 amino acids. NCBI's taxonomy places the organism in Eukaryota, Fungi, Ascomycota, Eurotiomycetes, Eurotiales, Aspergillaceae. The transcript has a single exon. The record is from RefSeq and is a predicted model, not a curated record.
AUGCAUCGACGAACGCGGCGGACCGUCACCCACCUGGCCAUCUUCGCCUCCAUCCUAGCCCUCCUCCUCCUCCUCAACAGGCCCCCAUCCACCCAGCGCUCCUUCUCAUGGACUAAAGUCCGCUACCAAACCACCGCCGACACGCUCCCUGGCUCACGCGGGCGCUGUCCCGGCCUCUCCAAGUCCUCCAAACCAGCCCUCGUCGUCUCCCACGUAAAUUCCGACGGCGACACCUCCUGGCUCACCUCCUCAGACCUAGCCAAAAAAUACCACCUCUGCAUCUACGACGUCGACGCCUCCACCAAUAAAAAUGACAAGGCCGACUCCCUCCGCGUCCCCGCAAACCGCGCCCACGAGUCCAUGGCCUACCUCACCUUCCUAAUAGACAACUACGACACCAUCCCCUCCUCCGGCGCCGUCUUCGUCCACGGAAACAGAUGGGCCUGGCACAAUGACGCACCGGACUACGAUAACGCAUACCUCCUUUCGCGUCUUAAUGUCGAAUCCGCCCUCGAGCCCGCUGGGUACCAUAAUCUCCGCUGUGACUGGAGCGUGAGCACAUGCGCCGCCGAUGCCCCGCCGCAGGGGAGCCUGCAGAUGGCGUUCCAGUCGUCGGUGGACCCUUGGGACGCGCGGGCUGCGUCUGACACGGCGCUGCCAAAGGCGCUUCUGGCUAUCUUUGGGAGUGAUGCGGGUGAGAAGCUGGGGAGACAUGAGACUGUGCGGGCGCAGUGCUGUGCGCAGUUUGCUGUGUCGCGCGAGAGGGUGCGGAGUCAUGCGCGCGAGGAGUAUGUUGCGCUGCGGCAGUGGUUGUUAGAUGGAAUGAGUUCAGAAGUGGUUGGUGGGAAUUCGAACUCGAGAGUUAUCCGGCGGCGGGAGGGUGUUGCGCCGAGAGAUGAUCGCGUUGCUGGACGGAUUGUCUCGUAUAUCUGGCAUAUCUUGUUUUUGGAUGUUGGUGGUGCUGGGAGUGGGAGUGCUGUUGAUGGAGGUCUUGAGCUGGAGAAGCUGAAUCGGGCGGCCUGUCCUACUGCGCAGGAAUGCUAUUGCCGGCUUUAUGGACGCUGUAAUCUGGAUCGGUGCAGGUCGCCGGGAUCCUGUGCUGGGCAGUAUCGUGUGCCUCCGGGUUAUAAGGUGCCUGGGCAUGCGGAUGUUUGA